GCGGCACUCCGGUGUGGGGGACCCGCGGGCCGGGGGUUGGCCGUGUGCGCUGGCAGCCGAGGGCGCGGCCCGGGCCAGUGGAGAAGGAGCCGCCUCUGACUUCCCCAGACCCAGUGCUCCCAUCCCCCUCCUGAGCAGCGGCCAUCUCUGGCCUCAGUUUCCCCGACACAGGAAGAGAGAGGAGACUGGGUGCCUGGGUUUCGGUCGCUCAGCCCAGGAUCUUCUCUCUUUAGCAGCUGCUGGACGAACUGGCGCUGUUCUGCUCCAUGGACGCCUCCUCAAGCCCGUGGAAUCCAGCCGCAGCUUCUGUCAGAAGCCCUUCCUUGCUGCUCCCUAUCCCCGCCAUUGUCUUCAUAGCUGUGGGCAUCUAUUUGCUGUUGUUGGGCCUGGUGCUGCUGACCAGGCGCUGCCUUCGGGCCCAGGGCUGCUGCACAGACUGUACCACCCCCUGCAAAAACCAGGGUGCCUCAGAGACCCAAGACUGCUGCUGGACCUGUGCGGAAACCUGGGAUUUCCCUUUGCCCAGCCCAGCCCACUGCCUGGAUGCCUGCUGCCCCCAGCCCAGCGAUCCCGGUUGGGCUCCUCGUUGUCCACGCUGCUGCCCACUGUGCGACUGUGCCUGUGCCUGCCAGCUUCCUGACUGCCAGAGUCUCAACUGUCUGUGCUUCGAGAUCAAGCUCCGAUGAGGGCCUAAUCCUUUGGGAAGUGGCCAGCACUCAGGGCCCACAUGCCCUCCUUAUCCUUGGGCCCUGAGGACAUCUCUGGCCAAGCCACUGGAACUACACAUGGCUGUCCAGCUUGCCCGUCUGGGAGUCUUCAGUGGAGGGCCUGGUUCCCUGAGGGAUGGAAAGGAGAAGGGUUGAUGCACUGGACAAUGUCCCUGCCCCCUUCCGGAGCAAACUCUUUUAUGUGAAAGUGAGGAUUGCUCACCACACAGCAGUAUGGGAUGAACUCAACUAACCUUGAGGAUCAAGAUAUGGGAUGUCCAACCAUGGACACUUGGUUAUUUUAGGAGAUCCCUCUCCAAAGAUUUCAUUCUUCUGACAACCAAGUCUGGCUUUCUAAGGAAAAAAGUACCUCUGAAGGACCGGUGAAUGGUGAGCGGGCCCCUCCUCCACUCAGGGCAGAGCAAGGCUUUCUCUUCCCCCACACGGGGCCGCCACGUUGGCAUGAAUGUCAGGAGCUUCAGGUUUCCCUAAAUAUAGGUCUCUGCCGCGGAGAUCCGUGGUGGGGAAAGG
Messenger RNA from Jaculus jaculus (lesser Egyptian jerboa), 1238 nucleotides. RefSeq lists its product as uncharacterized. Bases 267 to 686 code for a protein of 139 amino acids. Lineage: Eukaryota; Metazoa; Chordata; Mammalia; Rodentia; Dipodidae. The record is from RefSeq and is a predicted model, not a curated record. The transcript has 5 exons.